AUGCCCGAGCAAGAGACGUAUGGCAUCAGGACGUCGUCGUUGGGCAGCGAUCGACAAUCGACAGACGGGGUUGAAACAAAAUCAGAAAUCGAUUAUCAUGAUGGGGCUUCCAGUAAGCACACGGAUGAAGAACACGAUGACCCAGAAGACAUUCCACCGCGUCUCGAGCGUCAGUCGACGGAGCUUGGUGCUCCCAUCAAGGUCGCCCGAUUGAAGCGCAGAGGCUUGUUUGGUCAGUUGGCACUGGUGGCAGAGGUUGAGAACCCGAAGACAUAUCCCCGGAAAACGAAAUGGUUUAUUACAUUCAUCGUCGCUCUUGCUGGAGCCACGGCACCCAUGGGCAGCUCAAUCUUCUUUCCCGCUCUAUCGCAAGUAUCCAAGGAGUUGAACACGACGUCCACCACCACCAAUCUGUCAAUCGCUUUGUACAUGCUGGCAAUGUCGAUAUUUCCAUUGUGGUGGUCGUCAUUCAGUGAGCGAUUUGGGCGACGCACCAUCUACCUAGCUUCCUUCUCUCUAUUUGUCCUCUUCAACUGCCUCUCUGCCAUUUCGAGCUCCAUCUCCAUGUUGAUUGUCAUGCGAAUGCUGAGUGGUGGUGCUUCUGCUUCUGUGCAGGCUGUCGGUGCGGGCACCAUAGCCGAUCUUUGGGAAUCCAGAGAGCGAGGACGCGCCAUGGGUAUUUUCUAUCUCGGUCCCUUGUGUGGUCCUUUAUUUGCCCCCAUUGUCGGUGGUGUCUUGGCUCAACGCUGGGGAUGGCGAAGCACGCUGUGGUUCCUUUCGGCCUUUGGUGCUCUCACUUUGAUCUUUAUCUUGUUCGCUCUUCCCGAGACGUUGACUGCGCCAAAGCCCAUCAUGGCUGAUUUUGAGGACGGCGAGGAUACCAAUAUCAGCAGGUCGUUGAGUCGAGUCUCGUCCCGGCAGGUCGCCCGGGCUACCACGAGGUGGAUCAAGACGUUGAAGAUGUUUUUCAUUGACCCACUCAAGAUCAUUCUAUACCUGCGCUUUCUCCCCGUUCUUCUCACGGUGUACUACGCGAGUAUUGCCUUCGGUUCUCUAUAUGUUCUCAACAUCAGCGUUGAAGAAACUUUCGGAAAAGCGCCAUAUAACUUCUCGACCAUCAUUGUCGGUUUGCUUUACAUUCCAAACUCGCUCGGCUACAUGGUAGCCAGUAUCUUCGGUGGCAGAUGGAUGGACAACAUCAUGCAACGAGAGGCGAGGAAGGCAAACCGAUAUGACGAGAAGGGCAGACUUAUACUACGACCCGAAGACCGAAUGCGUGAGAAUGCUUGGGUAGGUGCCUUCCUGUACCCAGCAGGCCUGUUAUGGUAUGGCUGGGCGGCAGAGAAGGGAGUAUACUGGCUUGUCCCUAUGAUCGCCAACUUCUUCUUUGGUAUGGGCUCCAUGCUUAUUUUUAGCAUGGCGACUACUAUGCUCACCGAGUUCAUGCCGAAAAAAUCUUCAGAGGGAGUAGCUCUCAACAACUUCAUGCGAAAUAUCUGCUCCUGUGUCGGUUCCCUCGUCACAGCCCCUAUCAUUGGCGGCAUCGGCAAUGGCUGGCUCUUCACUAUUCUCGGCGUUGUCGGUUUCGCAAGCAGCGCCGUUAUCUUCUUGAUGAGGGUCAAUGGCCCCAAAUGGAGAAAGACCAUGGAUGCAAAAAUGCAUUCAUGA
Molecule: messenger RNA, 1668 nt
Organism: Penicillium bovifimosum
Lineage: Eukaryota; Fungi; Ascomycota; Eurotiomycetes; Eurotiales; Aspergillaceae
Product: MFS transporter
Exons: 3
Coding region: 1-1668 (555 amino acids)
Biological process (GO): transmembrane transport; intracellular polyamine homeostasis
Molecular function (GO): polyamine transmembrane transporter activity
Source: RefSeq, a predicted model, not a curated record